AUGGACGACAAAGGCGGCGACAAUGGCUAUGGGGCUUGGGGGAGGGUUCCCGUAUGGGACGGCUCCCCUUUGACCUGGAGGUCCUUCAAACGAGAGAUGCAGUGGUGGCUCUCCAGCUUGGAUGCUGAGUCAACCAAGAAGUACAACUUAGCAGCUCGAUGGCUUCUUCGCCAAAGCGGCACCGUGCGCCAACGUGGCGAGGAAUUCAGUCCUGAUGAAUUGCAGUACCAGAAGGGCGAGUCCUACAUCGAUCCCGAGACGGGCGAAGCGGUGGAGAUCACGGCCGAGGACCCCUUUGCCGGCAUCCACCGCUUGAUGGACGCGCUUGAGCAGAUGAAUGGCCAGUCCACCCUCGACAAGAGAGGCGAAUUGCGAGCGCAAUUCUACUUGCACAUGUGCCGCAAAGCUGGCGAGCGUGUCGCCGACUACUCCUCGCGCUUCCGAACAAGCAUUGCUGACUUGCGGGCUGAGGGGGUUAAGCUUCCGGAUGCUGAGCUUGGCUGGUUCUAUAAGGAGAAGCUUGGGCUGGAUCCCCUCCGAAAGCAGUUGCUGGAGACCGCUUUGGGCGGAUCUGAGGCCUAUGCCACCAUCGAGUCGGAGGCUCUGCGUCUUUUCCGUGACCUUCAUUCGCAGGAUGUUCACUGCGCCUUCGUCCUCUUCGGCUCCCUCCUCCUCCUCGACGGCCAGCGGUGCCCCUUCGACCCGACGAUCGUCGAUUUCCUCUAUGGCGUCUUCGGCGGGACAGCGGCCGUCGAGGACGUGGUUGACGACUCCUUCGAGGCCCUUGCCGAGGACCCCGUUGUCGACGACGCCGAGCUCGACGGCGAGGACCGGACCCUCGAGGAGGUGCUGCAGACCGAGGUGGAGCAGCUCGCCGAGGAGAUCGCCGAGGCUGAAGCUGAGGGCGUUACCCUUGUCAUGGAGAAUGGAAUCGAGGCGAGUGCUGAAGCUUUGGUGUCGAUGAGGGAAGCCCGCGUGAAGCUGGCCGAGGCCAAGAAGAAGGAUGGCAAGCAUGUGUGCUUUGACUGCGGCUUGCCGGGACACUGGGCUGGCGACGAUGGCUGCACCAAGCCUGGGCAAGGGCUCGGGCGGGCCAAAGGCAAGGGCGCGCCGGCCAGACAAGGGCGCGCCGGGGAGGCCGUUUCGGAGCACGAGGUGGUCCAGACUGAGGCCGGCGAUGUUGUGCCGAGGGACGUGCUGAUGAUUAGCGCCGAGCCGGGCCGAGCUUUGCAGCAGGCUUUUGAGAUGUCGGUUGCCAGGGCCGAGGUGAAUGUUGCUGCUGCCCCUGGCCCGCUUGCUGCCGAUAAGGCUGUGGUUGGAGCUCUGGACAGCGCGUGCAAUCGCACCUGCGCCGGCGAAGCCUGGAUUGAGGAGUACAUUUCGUUGCUUCGGGAUGCCCCGGCCGAGGUGCAGGAGCUGAUUCAGAAGACGCCCGAGACCGAAAGGUUCAAGUUCGGGAACGGCGGCAUCCUACCCUCUUGUGUGCGCUAUCGCCUGCCCAUGAUGGUUGCUGAUGAAAUGGUCCUCGUGUGGGUGUCCUCCGUUCCUGUGGCCACGCUGGGCCUUUUGCUCGGCAGAGAUUUCCUCGACGCGGUUGCCGGCGUCCUUGACUUUGCUGAACGGACUCUUCUCUGCCGUGCCUUUAAUUCAAAGAGGGCUGCCGUGAAGCAGUUGUCGGCUGGACAUUUGGCUUUGCCUUUGAUCCCGGAGGUCUGGCCUGACCUUUGCAGCCCGCGCUGGCGAAAACUCGGGCCGGACAAUGUGAUAGAGACGCGUUUGGAUUGCAAGGCCUGGGCCCGGCAGUUGAUGAAGACCCCCUCCCGAGCAGCUGCGUCGAGUGUUUCAGGAGGUGAUUCGCACAGCCACAACAUGACUGAAGCCAGCCUUGCCUUGGGCCGUCGCGUGUUUGAGUACAACUCGGUGCUUCUGACCUUGGCCCAAAAGAUGUGUGUGGAAACGCCGGUUGUGAAAGCCCCUGCUGCCUCCUCUGUGACGGUUCGUUCCAAGGAUGGCGGCGGCCGGCGCGGCACUUCGACCCUCUUCC
Molecule: messenger RNA, 2044 nt
Organism: Symbiodinium necroappetens
Lineage: Eukaryota; Dinophyceae; Suessiales; Symbiodiniaceae
Source: the annotation of a GenBank genome assembly